Messenger RNA from Rotaria sp. Silwood1, 1410 nucleotides. The record is from the annotation of a GenBank genome assembly. Lineage: Eukaryota; Metazoa; Rotifera; Eurotatoria; Philodinida; Philodinidae.
AUGAAACAAGUAUCAUCUUUAUGCAUUAAUAAUAAUAGUUUUACAAUACCAUUAUUUACUACACGAAUGUUACGUAUGAAAUUCAAUCGAACUCGACUUAAACAAUUGAAUAUUCAUACGAUACGUUUGCAUGCAUUUAUUAGUGAUCAGAAAGUAGCAGAAUUUCAAGAUCAUCGUGAUAAAAUUGAAAAAGUUUUUCAUUUAACGAAGAAUAUUAAGCAAUAUGAUAAUGAAUCAAUUAUGAUUUAUAAUUUUAAUAUACAUGCAAAAUAUAUAAAUCAAACAAAUAUUCAAUAUUUUAUUGAAAUUAUUAAUAUAAAAAAUCAUAUUUAUUCUAUUAAUUGUUCGAUUGUUUUAAUUAUAUCUCAACCAGAACGUAUGAGGGAUAAAAUAUUUAAAAAUUUGACUCCAUUUAUGCUUAUGUUUAUAUCAAUUCAAAUGGGUAUAUUACUUGAUAUCGAAAUAUUGAAAGAAUUAAUUCGUCGACCAAUACAAAUUUCAAUAGGUUUUGUUUGUCAAUACAUUUUUAUGCCAUUAAUAGCUUUUUCGAUAUCAAAACUUUUUCAAUAUCAACCAUUAUAUGGUCUUGGUUUAUUUAUUGUUGGAUGUUGUCCAGGUGGAUCAGCAUCAAAUCAAUGGACAGUUCUAUUUGAUGGUGAUCUUAAUUUAUCGGCAUUUAUGACAUUUGCAUCAACAGUUGCAUCAUUUUUUAUGAUGCCAUUAUGGUUAUAUACACUUGGACAAUAUGCUUAUUUACGUGAACUUGAAAUUCGUAUACCAUUUUUAAAUUUAUUACUAUCAUUAUUAACAAUUAUUGGACCAAUGGGAUUAGGAAUGAUAAUUUGUCAUUUUAUUCCAAAAUUAAAAUCAAUAAUAAAACGUAUUCUUAAACCAAUGUUAAUAUUAUUCAUAUGUUAUUUCUUUGUAUUUGGUGCUUUUGUUAACUAUUAUUUAUUUCAUUAUAUUGAUUUACAAACAGCAUUAACAAUACCUUUAUUACCAUGGUUAGGAUUUUUAUUAGGUGGUUUAUUUGCUUGGAUUUGUAGACAAGAUUCGAAACGAAUUGUAACAAUUGGAAUUGAAACAGGUAUUCAACAUAUAGGUAUUGCCUUUAUGGUUUUACUUUAUUCAUUACCAGCACCGGAAAAUAGUCAAGCAACUAUUAUACCAUUAAUUGCUGGCUAUGUAUCAGUUCUACCAUUCUGUUUUGUCCUUAUUUAUCAACUCAUACGUGGAAAAUGUUGUAAAACACAACCAGUAGAUCAUCAUAUAUCCAUUGAUACAUUAAGUAAAACAACUUUUGAGUUAAGUGAAGCAGAAGCUGAACCAGUUGAUGAUAUAUCUCAAACAAAAAAAGAGUCAUUACCAAUAACAAUCUUAGAUUCAGCUGUCGAUUCAAAAUCUACUUAA